AGAAGAACUCGCGAGCCAGAGACGCUAAACCUCUUAAGUCAGUGCCGAACAUGCUGCCGCGCGUCGCGCUCUUCCUGGCCGCCGUGGCCGCGGCCGCCCAACACGCCCAACCCCACGUUCACCGGCAACCGAUCGACGACGACGAAUUGAUUGAUGAUGAGUUUGCAGUUGGCGGGCCGCAAUGUCCACCGUCUGUGCGGCCAGUGUCCAAAGGGUUGUGCCACGUUCAAAAAUGUUACACACACGCUGAAUGCCACGGGGCCACUGACGGUGGCCGCCUGUGCUGUUACAACGGUUGCGUCUACUCGUGCAUGCUGAAAAUGCCGCCUCCAUUAGUAUUUGAUUGGAUCGAUGACGAAUCCAGGGAAAUGCUCAUAGGAAGCAACGAGACUUUCAACGAAGAACCAUGGAGUGCGUCGCACCAACAAAGUUCUUCAGAGGAGGAGGAGGACAGGGAGGACGAGGAGAACAGAGCAGAGGCCAACGCUGCGGGUCACGUGAUCGCCCUUCCCGAGGGCUGCAUUUUGACCAAGAAGGAUUUUGAGCAGCUGCUCGCUUUCCAGCAAAAGGAUCACGUGGACAAAUGUUACUGCAAGGACGGCGAAGUUUUUUGCAAAGUACACGGCACUCGCAAGACGUGACACAUCUGGCUCUUGAACACGCAACCGAGCCCAAGAGAGACUGAAGAGAAAACGCCGACCGUUAAUGAAAAAUGGAGAAAAAAUUGUGGAGCAAGCAUUGAAUAAAAAUAAGCAAGAUAUUUUAAGAUAAAAAAAAAACAUGCGGCACGCGCAUCUGGUUUCAAUCAAUAUAACCGUCGGCGCGUGAUUGAUGUGGUUACUUAAUUUAAGUAGAAAUUGAGGUUUCUAAACAAAAUUUUCAGGCAAUUCAUCAACAAAAAAUAAUGC
This is a messenger RNA of Neocloeon triangulifer, 908 nucleotides long. RefSeq lists its product as uncharacterized. Gene Ontology annotation, biological process: regulation of cell growth. The record is from RefSeq and is a predicted model, not a curated record. The transcript is spliced from 5 exons. Lineage: Eukaryota; Metazoa; Arthropoda; Insecta; Ephemeroptera; Baetidae. The coding region runs from base 51 to 641 and encodes 196 amino acids.